UUUUUAACCAUUUUUAAGGAUAAUUAAAUCGCUUCGUUCUGAAAACAACGCACUUACGCACACCCACACUUACGCGGUCGCACGCACAAGUUUAGGUGUGGAAACAAGUGAAAUAGGGCUGGGAGCACAAACUGAGAUAUGUUUCUUGCUAAAUAUUGGAUUAAGCUAAAAUAAAAAGCAAAAUAAUAACAACAACAACAAUCAAUCGAAUAUGCGCGUGUGACAAAGAGGGUGCGAGUGACGAAAGAAAGAGGGGGACAAGAACAGCAAACACCACACACACACACCUACACGCUGACGUCGACGCGCUGUCUGUUCAGUGGAGCAGUGUUGCCAGCCCACAAGAGAUCUGCCCGAAAAUCCCAAUUAAAUUAUUAAUGUAUUUAAAUCAGAGUUGAAGAAAUUGGUGCAGAGCUUUUAAUUUGCAAACUCCUUUUUCCCAAUUCGGCUUAUUGGCAUUGGGGCUAUUCUGCUGAGUUGGCAACACUGGCCCCCAGAGAAUAAGAGAGAGCAAGCGCGAGAGAGAGCGUCACAUGCUGGGGCGCUCAUUUCAGUUUUCCUCAAUGAACACUUUUCACGGUUUUCGAUUCGUUGGUUCGCGUUUUCCACAGUCGUGCGUUGUUUGCUCGUGAAAAAGUUGUAAAGCCCAGCCAACUACAAGUAUAUAAUAAAGCCAACUUUUAUUCGCAGUGCAUGUGCAGCGCGGGAGAGCGACACCCAGCCCAGUGAGCUGUUAAAUAAUUUGUAAAGUGUUUGUGUUUUUAACGUGUACAGCCGAAAAUUCUUUGCCUUUUGCAUAACAAAAACAAACUGAGCAAAUAAGUGUUGAAAAAGCCAUACUACACAUAGACACACACACGCAGAGAGAGAGAAAAGGACGCCUACGUCAAUAAGCGAAAAACGAAAGGAUGUUGCUGAUGUCACCGCCGUUGCAGUAGCAACACCAGCCGAAGGAAAACAAAAAAGACCCACUCCUCCUCCCCCGAUAACAAGCCACACACAUGUUGCUGCCACAACUAAGAUGCUCAGCGCUGCCAAUGCAACUGCAACAGCAACACAUGCAGGAGCAGCAGCCGCGAUUGCCGCAGCCGAGACUUAUGUCAUAACAAACAAACAGCAGCAACAUCAGCAGCAGCAGCAACAAGUCUUUGUUGUUGCCGCCAACAAAAUGGUGAUACCAGCAACGGGAGCAACAAUCGCCGGUAUACCAACAGCAACAACAACAGCCGCUGUCGAGUCAACAGCAACACAGCAGCAUCAGCAGCAACACCAGCAACAUGUGCUGUUCCAGCCGCACCUACAGACAACAACAGCAGCAACCAGCACACCUCAGCAACAGCAGCAGCAGCAACCACCUCAGCCGCGGCAACAUCCCAAGAAGCGAAAGUUCGAUCCAGCCGAGCUGGACAAGACCGAGCAGCAUCCCCAGCAGCAGCAGCAGCAUCCACAGCAACAGCAGCAACUGAGUGUGCAGAAGCUGCAGAAACCCGCCGAUACCAAUGGCAAUAGCGAUGGACUGGCCAACGGCAAUCAGCUUCAUCGCAUGAUCGUGAGUUGCGGUGCAGGCACCGGCAACAACAGUAGCAACAGCAGCAGUAACAGCAGUAGCAGUGAUAUCAAGCAGCAGCAACGUAUUAUCAUUGCAUCUCCGCUGCAACAUGGCAGCGGUAGUACUUACAAGCAACAUGUAUCCAGCGGCAACAAUAGUCACGCAGCCACAAUUAUUCAUCAACAACGCACACACACGCCCACAACCGCCGUCUACUACCAACAACAACAACAGCAGCAGCAGCAACAACAACAACAACAACGUUUUAGCUUUAAUUCAAACAAUCAGCAACAUGUACAGGAACAACAGCAGCACCUGCAACAACAACAACAACAGCAGCAGCAGCAGCCGCAAUCCCUGCUCGAUCUCAGCGAGUGGAACAACACGCGUGUCCUAGCCAAAAUCCACAAUCACUAUGCCCCCGGGAUAAUACGCCAAGUGCAGGAGGCGUCUCCCGACUCAAUACUCGUGGAAUUUGAUUCCACCGAAUUGGGAUUGCUGUUAUAUCAGGAUGUUUUGCACCAGGGCCGCAACCAUGUGAUACUCGAUGCCAGCCCGCCCAUGGCGGAUAUUACGCUGGAUGCCCGUGUUUGUGUGCGACAACGGUUGGAGGGUCGUGGCUCCGGCAGCUUCGUCUACGUGGAAGGCGUCAUCACGGACAUCAACCAGGCCACGAAACAAUAUAGCGUGCAACUGAUCGGCGAUGAAUUGGCUAACAACAAAGUCGUACGUCGCGCCGAUCUGCGUCUCCUGCAGCCGCCGUGGUGGGAUGAGCUUAACGAACUGACACCCACGGGUGUAGCAACUGCCCCAGCAUCCAGCGGCAAGCGGAAAGUGUCAGCGGGGGGAGCAGGGUCGGCAGCAGGCGAAGCGAUGACCGUGCCCAGUGGCAAUAUCGUUUACCCAAAGGCGGCCACCGGCACGCCAUUGACUUUCGUGGCCACCCGCUACGACGGCAAGCUGCCCACGGCACCGCCCACGUCUACACCCCAACAGUCGCAGCAGCAUCUUGUCAAACAAGAAGAGUAUUAUCGGACGACGGCCACGUCGCCGUUCCCAACGCGACCUCCAUUCGCCGGUCCUACCCACGGAUCGGAGCAAGUGGCUCAGUCGCAUCCCCAGCAGACCAACGGCCUGCCGGACAUCGUGAUCUCCCCGGGCAGCAAUGGGCAGCACCCCAAGAUGCAACAGCAGCAGCAGCAACAGCAACAGUCGUCGCGGGGCUACGACGACUACGACUCGGACGACGAACUCAAGCGGGUCGGCAUCGGAUACUCGCCAGCCGCCGGUGAGCUGGACACGGAGAAGAUGAGUGCCUGCAGCAAGAGGAGCAGCAUGCAGAGCCGCGGCAGCACGUCCAGUCUACUCGACCAGAGGCUCACUCCACGAUCUCAUCCAGCAACACCAAGUGCCAUCCACAGAUCUCAGGCCACCACGCCGCACCGCUUCAAGAAGGGAGACAUCGUGGAGUCGGAGUCCGGCGUGCGCAAGAAGUACAACGGGAAGCAGUGGCGCCGCCUGUGCAUGCUCUGCACCAAGGAAUCUCAGCGGCGCGGCUACUGCUCGCGGCACCUCAACCAGAAGGGCAAUAACAGCGCCCUGCCCUCGUCGACGGGCCCAGGACGUCUGCUCAGUGACAGCCGAUCAAGCAGCAAGACGCAGAUCGAUGAGGACACCUCUCGCGACUCGGAGACGUCGCCCAACUAUCGGGUCAAAGGCCGCUACGAUCAGGAGGAGACCGAUGCGGCCGUCAUGCUGGUAUCCCUAAGCAGCUCUCGAUCUGCCACGCCCUCGUACACCUCACCUGUGAACCACGCCGGAGCAUCACCGCUAAAUGCCAUCGCCCAUUCGCCGGUAAAUGUGUCCGCCAGUCACAGGCAGAACUUUUUUACGCCCAUCGCCAACCAGUCGCAGCAACAACAGCAACAGCAGCAGCAACCUGUUGCCGUACCGCUCGACUCUAAGUGGAAAGCAACACCCAGUCCGGUGCUCUACAAUGCCAACAACAACAAUAAUAACAACAAUGGCUGGGAAGCUAGCAGCAGCCAGAGCAACAGCAACAAUACUCAUGUUGCAGCUACGACAGCAACAUCGAUUGCUAGCACUCAACCACUGCCGCCGCAAACGACGCCCGUUUCGCUGGUGAUGCAUGCCCCACCGCCGCAGCAGCAGCACCACCAACCUCCGCCGCCGCCACCUGCCAGUUUGCCAGCGCCAGCGGCACCACCCACCAGCGGUAGCAGCAAUAACAACAACAGCGUAGGCCAUGCCACCAGCGUUAUUCGCAUCUCCAGCAGCCAGCAGCACCAGCACCAGCACCAUCCACAUGUGGUGGUAUCCGGUGGUCAGACCUUUCACCCUGUGAUUGUGGACGCCACUCAGCUGACGGUGCCCCUGCCCCCCACUACGGUUUCAUUUCAUCAACCUAACACGCCCACCACAACAGCGGCAACAGUGGCGUCCUUGGGUCAGGAUAAGAUGCUGCCAAAAAACGGCUACAAUGCGCCCUGGUACAAACUGCUGCCGCAUAUGACGCCCAUGAGCAAGGCACCGCCAGCUCCGGCCACCCCAACCUUGACCACUUCGGGCAGCAACUACAGUGUAGUGAUGAUGCAGCAGCAGCAACACCAGCAGCAUCAACAACAGCAACAUCUACAGCAGCAACAGCCGCCGCCGCAAAUGCCGCUAAACCACAACAACAACCAUUUGAUUGUGCCAGCACCACACUGUUCGCCGGGCAAACCGCUCAACUGCUCCAUGAAUGAUGCCAAGGCAGCGGCAGCAGCAGCGGCUGCAGUGGCCAGCCAGAGGCAGCAACAGCAGCAGCAGCAGGAGGAGCCUGACGACCAGCUGGACGAUGAUGUAUUCGAGGCCACUACACCUGGGAUCAGUGGCAGCAGCAAGAAGCAAACGGCGGCCAUGCGAUUGGCCACCCACAACAGUAACAUACGCAAGCUGGAGGAGUGUCAUGAUGCCAGCGAUGGAGCAGCAGGUGCUCCAGCUACUUCGGCUGCCAAGCGGAGAAGUCAAUCGUUGAGCGCACUGCAACAACAGCAGCAGCUGCAGCAGCAACAAGCUGGAGCGGCCGGAGCAGCGGCUGGGCAGCCGCCAAACAAGAAGAUUCGGCGACCCAUGAAUGCCUUCAUGAUCUUCUCAAAGAAGCACCGCAAGAUGGUGCAUAAGAAGCAUCCGAAUCAGGACAACCGCACAGUUAGCAAGAUCCUGGGCGAGUGGUGGUACGCCCUGAAGCCAGAGCAGAAGGCGCAAUACCACGAGCUAGCCAGCUCCGUGAAGGAUGCGCACUUUAAGUUGCAUCCGGAGUGGAAGUGGUGUUCCAAGGAUCGCCGAAAGUCAUCCACAUCGACGGCCACUCCUGGUGGCAAGGCGGGCGGAGCCCCCGGAGUGGGUGACGGCAAGCAGCGCCUGGUUUCAGUUGAUGGCUCCGAUUCCCUGGAGCACGAUAUGUGCCCCUCGACGCCAGGAGGCAGCGGCAGCUGUGGUGGCCAGGGCAUGUCCUCUGAUCUCCAGGGUGACAUUAUACCCUUGACGAUCGACAAUUACAAUAGCACCUGCGAUGAGGCGCCAACCACGAUCUCGAUGAAGGGCAGCGGCCACGGGAAGCUGAUGAAGAACGAGUUGCCCUCCGACGAGGAUGAGCAGAUGCUGGUGGUGGAGGAGGAGCAACCGCAGCAGCCGGUAAAGAAGCUGGAUCUGCACUGUCGCGAGCGGGUAAAUGACUCAGACAUGGACGACGCACCCUUUGACUUCCGCAAGCAGCAACCAGAAGCGAAUCAGCGUUCGGCGGAGGAGCUCAAUACGCCCGGUGCCAAUGGCCAGGCCAUGACCGCACCGCCGCUCAGUGGAGGAGAACGCGAGAUUACAGUCAAACCGAAAGCCAUUAAGGCCCAUUCGGUGCUGGAGAGCAACAUGCUGUCAUAUACCCAGAUGUCCAACUACACGCAGUACACUAGUCCCAAGAAUCCAAUCGGUGUAACACCAUUCCAACCCACAGGCGGCGCCUUCAAGUCGAUGCCCAUUAGCCCAAAGGGCAGCGGGUGCAAGCCGGAGGACGCUGCUUCCCUGCAGCCACAUAUCAAGCAGGAGGACAUUAAGCAGGAGCCGCCAUCGCCCUACAAGCUAAACGGUGGUUCAGGAUCCCUUGCCGGAGGGGGCGUGGUCAGUGCUCCGCCACCCAGCAGCGGCAGUGUCGGUGCCAUCUUCAACUUCAAUGUGCCAACGGCGACGGCUUUGAGUCAGAAGCAGUUUCACUACCCCAUGCAUCAUCCGCAUCGCAGUCCCACGGAUCUGAGAGCUGCCCACCAAGCGUGUGUGCCAUCGUCGCCGGCGGGCAUGGGACUGGGACAUGCGGCCAGCAUUGCAACGCCUCCGGCAUCAGCGCCCGCCCAGAUCAUGGGAGGUGGGCCAGGGCAAGGCCAGAAGAUGUUGUUCGCCAUGAGCAAUCCGUACCCUCUGCUGCAGCGUUCUCACCAGCCAGGUACGCCCAGUCUGGAGCACUUGCAGUUGGACGCCUUCGCGCCAGGAAGUUACAUCUUCAAGAACCACAACGGUCUGUCCUCGCUGCCGCCGCCCGUCAGUGCGCAGCCCACGAUGCUGCUGCACGGAUACACACCAAGCCACAGUGCCGAACCGCCGGCCAGUUCGCCGUCGUACAAGUCGAUGCCCUCCACUCCCAAGUCGGCCACAUAUCUCAUGAGUGCGCCGCCGGAACGGAGCAUGGAGGGGGGCAUGGGUGGCUGUGCAUCUGCAGCGGCGAGUGGAGGCAAUGAGAACGACAUGGAAGCCGAUGGACAGCAGUUUAUUCUGGCACCAACGCCGGCCCAGCUGGGACGAGCCCCACUUCAGCGCCGCAAGAAUCUAUCUCAAAGCAAGUCGGAAAACAAUGUGUCCUUUGGAGCUAAUCUGGGGGCCAGUAAUGGGCAGCACAUCAGCCGCAAGUUACACUCGCCCACAAUGAUGGAUGCCUCUUCGCCGAUCAUUGGCCAUGUGAACAGCAGCAGUCUCAGCUCGGCCCUGCCCACGCCCACGUCCUCAACCACUACGCCCAACAGCGAUGAGCAACCGCCCCUGACGCCGACCACCAGCAGCAGCAACAGCGCCAUCAACCAGCCGCCCAAGUCUCCGAUGAAGGGAGCUCCGGGAUCAGCGGCAGCGGCCCUCAAAAAGAAAAAUGAUGAGAUGAAUAACAGUGUGCUCAAGCAGGUGGACUUUGAGAAGAAGUACAAGGCUCUGCCGCAAUUUCAGCCGGAGGACUGUCAGUCGCCAAGUGCCAUCGCUGUGCCCUCCUCGCCACGCGUCUAUGGCACGAACUACCGGAAAAAGAACACGGCUCCGCCGUCAGUGCAGAAGCUAAUGUGCGAGGACGAUUCGAUUGAGGAGCCAGCCUCGGCACCGCCCACAACCACUCAGCGUUUCUUUGGUCCCGACUUUACCAACGAGCUAAAGGACGACCGCUUUAUCGAACUGGAGAGCUCUGACCAAACGGGCCGCUCGCCCAGAACACCAAAGACACCGCUCCAGAGCGCUCGGUCCGAUGCCAGCGAGAAGGGGCACCGCAAGGUGCUGGAGACACGUCGCCACCUGGUCAUGCAGCUGUUUGCCGAGCACGGUAACUUCCCCACUACCCAGGCCACCAUUGCCUUUCAGACCAAGCACAUCGAUGUCUUUCCGCGCAAACAAGAUCUGCAGCUAAAGAUACGCGAGGUGCGCCAGAAGUUGCUGGGCCAGGCAUCCUGCACUCCGCACUCGGCAGGUCCCAACACACCGUCCGACUCCAACUCGUCGUCGACCACGUUGAGUGCAAAUAGCACCGGCUUGAAUGUGCAGGCCACCAAUGCAGCAGAUGUUUUUCAAUAUUAAUAAACGACAGGUGGACACCAAUAACAGCACUCUGAACAGUAGCCGCAUUCCGUCUGCAAUGCCACUGAAUCAGAUGCCGAGUACAAGUACAAGUAAAGUGGAUGUGGUCGAGGACUUCGACGGGAACAGGACCAGACAACAGAUUGUUUGCUGCAUGUGACAAAAUUACUUAAGGAUAGUAAACGAAUCGACAGCAACAACAAUUGCAGCAGCGCACACUCAAAAAAUGAAAAAGAGAUACAAAACAAGCUCACACUUUGCUACAGCUCAUGCAUGAAAUGCAUGGUUUACUAGUUUUUAUUAUAAACUGCAAGUAGUGAGAGAAGUUACACAAAGAAAAUAGAAAAUAUUACAAAUUUUUAAUUACAAUAGGCAUACAAAAUAUGUACAAGCAACGUAAUUUGAGAGUGGAGAUGAGAAACUUAUUACGAAUGAAUUUAUUAAGCAGCUUAAUAAAUCAGGAGCAACCCACACAGAGAAGAGGUAGAAAUUUUGAUGAAAAUUUGAACUUUUGAAGCACAUAUGAAGUACAUACAUAAUGAAAGCAUUGUAUAAUCCCGGCGUAACGGCUUAGGUUUUAAUUUACAGGCGAAACUGCAACUAACAAAUUGGAAGAGCUAAGAGAAAAUUACGGAAAUAGCGGUUAAGCUUUAACAUAAAUUGCACAUUAAUUUUGAAGUGUAUUAAGCACAAGCAAAGAAUUGUAUAAAUCAAACAGCAAGAAACUUGAAAUGAACACUGUAGUUGUAUUGUAUAUUUAGUCGUAAAAUUUUUAAACGAGAACAAAUCCCUACAAAACACCCGCAUUAACACCCACUUUCACACAUCUAAAUGCUUUUAAACUGUUUGCUUUUGUUCUCAAAGUUUAUGCGAAAACAAAUCGUUUUAAAUUGUAUGUACAUUUCCUUUAAUUGGCUUUUUACACUGUUGUCUAAUUGAAUUAUAAUUUAUAUAUAGUUUUUUAUUAUUAUUACUUUAGCAUAGCCUGUUUUUAAAUUGUACACACACCGAAAAAUAAACUACAAAAAAGAAAAUAAUUGAAAGAAAUUUAUUACAGACGAUUGAAAGAAAACAAAAAAAAAAGAGAGAGAAUGAGAGAACUAACUGUCUUCCACUGUUGCUGCAAUAUACUAUUUAAUAUUGUUUAUCAUUUCGGUUGAAAUACAUUUAGUUGUAAAUUAAUGUUUUAAGUAUGUGACUGCAUUUUAUUCAUAUGCAAAAUAAUAUUCUUUGUGAAUUGUUUCAUUUUUAAUGUUGUCGCUGAUUUAUGUUUUUAAUUAUGUGGCUUUUUAAACUUAAAUAAUUUGUCAAAUCUUUCUUCCCCAAUGUCAGUCACAGUUCUUAUCUAUAAUUAACGUGUUUCCCUCAAGAAGCAACAGUUGCAAACAAUUCGCAAAAUUAAAGAAAACUCUUACAGAUAUACACUCAAUAUAAAAAAAUAAGCUAGUGACGCAAAAAAAAAUAUAGUAACAAUAUUCACAUUAUAGGUAUUACAAUAAUUUUAAAUACGCAAUAAUUAAAAUCAUCAAAUAUUCAACAUGUGAAUUUAAUUGAAUGCUGCUUCCAUUUAGUUCCAUUCUUGCUGGACGCUGCAAUUAUAGAAAUUAACAAGAACAAUAAAAUAAAAAAUCAACAAAUUUUAAAAAUUUAAAAUCAACUCACGUAGUCGUUUAUAAUUUUGUUUAGUUUUGUGUUUAAUAAUAUUUUAAUUAUACUUUCUUUAUGACGAUAAGUUAUAGUUAGCUAAUAGUUAUUUGUAUUAUUUAGUGAACAAACGAAAUUUUAUAUGAUAAAAAGCAAAAGAGCGUGUAAACUGUAGCGUGUUAAUGUUAAAAAAUACGAAUAAAACAAAAAUAAAACCAAGUUUUUAAGCAAAUUCGAACCAAUGUGUGAACUUAAUUGUAGAAGGAACACAUAAAUUUCCUAUUUAUUUUCCCCACCUCCCGAACUUUUCCCCUUAGCAAGCAAACUUGUGCCAAUGACAAAGCUUAACUAACAUAACUCACUUAUCGAACCCUUAAUGAAGCUAAGUAAAACAUGUUUGUCAAUUAGGUCAAGUGAAGACAUAACACUAAUUUUCUGACCUACACGGAGUUCGAAAACUUUAAACUGAUACAACAAAGAACAUUUUUGGACACCAACAUUUCGGACUCAAAAAAUAAAACACAAAAAAGGAAAAAUAACAGGAAAUACUAAACAAACUUUUGGCAAUUACUAAAAUGAGAACAAAAAGGAAACAAUCUCAGUCAGAAAACACACAACAAAAAACGGCGUUUCGGAUACAAAAUUCUAAAAUUCAGGUAUUACAAGCAAAACAAAAAUACAGAUAGUGUUGUAUAAUGUUAAAAACAA
Messenger RNA from Drosophila gunungcola (fruit fly), 9778 nucleotides. It is a transcript of the gene cic, whose product is annotated as putative transcription factor capicua. Bases 1022 to 7426 code for a protein of 2134 amino acids. Lineage: Eukaryota; Metazoa; Arthropoda; Insecta; Diptera; Drosophilidae. Gene Ontology annotation, cellular component: nucleus. Gene Ontology annotation, molecular function: DNA-binding transcription factor activity, RNA polymerase II-specific; RNA polymerase II transcription regulatory region sequence-specific DNA binding. The record is from RefSeq and is a predicted model, not a curated record. The transcript has 18 exons. Gene Ontology annotation, biological process: regulation of transcription by RNA polymerase II.